AGAAAGAAGCCUCUCCUUUUCCAGCAGAGCCUUUCCCCCAUUCCUCCCUCCCCACAACCGCCGCCGCCCAUCACGCGCAGAAACCACGCUCCAAGGCACCAAAACCCACCGAUCCCCCAUGGAGAACGGCGACGAAACCCUCGCCGCCCCCGCCGCCUCUGAGGUCGAGAAGGCCGCGCCCAACGGAGGCGUUGCGGGCGAGGAGGUCACCGUCGCCGACGCCGUCCACCCCGCCAAGUCCUACGCCGCCGUCGCCGCCAACGCCGAGAUCGAGGACCUCCGCGCCACCAAGCUCGACCUCGAGGAACAGCUCGCCAGCGCCGGACAGGAGAACAAGACCCUCGCCGCGGAGGCCCACCGCCUCGAAGGGCUCUUCUCCCAGGCCCGGGACGACGUCGCCACCGCCGAGCACGCCGCCGCCACCACCGAAGAGGAGGCAGCCUCGCUCCGCGCCGAGGUCGAGCGCCUCCAGGCCCUCCUCGACCGCAAGAAGGCCGACCGUGAGGCGGACGAGCGCCAACGCCAGGAGCUCACGGCCGAGGUCGAGACCGUUCGCCAGGCGAAGCUCAAGCUCGAGAAGGAGCUCGAUGCCCUGAAGGCUUCCGCCGCUGCUACCACCGUGGAGGACAGGGAGGCUGCUCCGGACGCUGGGGUCCCCAAGGAGGAGUGCAUCGCCUGGAAGGGGAUUGCAGCAGGGGCGGCCGGUGGUGCUGCCAUCACGGCCGCCGUCGUUCUGAUCUACCUCCGCCUCAAGAGGUAAUCUGGUGCUUUGAUCCGCAGGAAGUUUUGCUCUGCUGCCACAGCUUAUGGAAGAUUUGACGAGUGUCAUGGUGUUGCUGUUAGUACCCAACUGAGAGUAAUAUGUCUUCUAUCAGUUAGUUGCUUAAUAGACUACAAAAACUUAGGGUAUCUGGAGAAUGGUUACGUUUCAUCGCUGUUUUUCCUUAAUCAUCCACGGGCUUUUGGUGGUGACAGUGAAUGUGUACACACUUUGUCAACCGAGCAAGGCUGUAUGCUUGGUUAUGUUAUCGUUAUGGUUGCUGGCUUACUGCUACGGUUCUGCACUUAAUUUCUGUUUCUGAUAUAUCAAUUCGUCGUUAUUGA
Messenger RNA from Hordeum vulgare subsp. vulgare (domesticated barley), 1104 nucleotides. Its product is annotated as myosin-11-like. The coding region runs from base 119 to 760 and encodes 213 amino acids. The transcript has a single exon. Lineage: Eukaryota; Viridiplantae; Streptophyta; Magnoliopsida; Poales; Poaceae. The record is from RefSeq and is a predicted model, not a curated record.